Carcharodon carcharias (great white shark) is the source of this 2844-nucleotide messenger RNA. RefSeq names its product SH3-domain kinase binding protein 1 (gene sh3kbp1). The transcript has 18 exons. Bases 95 to 2113 code for a protein of 672 amino acids. The record is from RefSeq and is a predicted model, not a curated record. Gene Ontology annotation, molecular function: protein binding. Lineage: Eukaryota; Metazoa; Chordata; Chondrichthyes; Lamniformes; Lamnidae.
AAUACCAUCAGCCAGUGAUUGAAGACAGGGGAAAGCCUGGGGUCAAUACCGAUUGACUGGCGAACAAAGAUGUUCGGGGCUGCGGUGGAGCUUGAUGGAAGCGAUUGUUGAGUUUCCUUAUGAAGCUCAACAUGAAGAUGAGCUGACCAUUUCUGUAGGAGAUAUUGUAACUAAUAUCAAGAAAGAAGAUGGAGGAUGGUGGGAGGGUGAACUGGAUGGCAGAAGAGGUUUGUUCCCUGACAACUUUGUAAGAGAAAUAAAGAAGGAUGUUAAGAAAGAAAGCCAACCAGUGAAACCUACAGAGAUGCUUGGGGAUGACUUUUCCAAUGGCAGCUUGCUAUCUUCAAACGAUACGACUCUUAAAAAUCCUAGAAAAGCUGAAAAAAUUAGAUCAAGAAGAUGUCAAGUGGCGUUUAGUUAUGCUCCUCAGAAUGAAGAUGAACUGGAGUUGAAAAUUGGUGAAAUCAUUGAAGUACUUGGUGAAGUUGAAGAAGGCUGGUGGGAAGGUAUCCUUAAUGGUAAAAGUGGAAUGUUUCCCUCAAAUUUCAUUAAAGAGCUUCCAGAUGAACAAGAGGAAACAGCCAGCACUCAAGAAGAUACCACAUCAAAAACAAGCGUUAAGGACCGAGGAAGUCCUGAACAAGAUACUACAAACGGAGUUGGUGGAAAGUUGGCAGCGGAUGGAUCAAAUAGUGCGAUGGCAGUAGAAAUUCAGCCAAAAAAGAUAAAAGGAUUUGGCUUUGGAGACAUUUUUAAAGACAAACCUAUCAAACUGAGACCCAGAUCAAUGGAAAUAGAACUUGAUAACAGCACUAUUGAUAAGCCUCCUGGAAAAAAGUUAGCUUCAGCUGUGUCUUCUCAGGAGCCAAUAAAGUCCGACCCAGACAACAGGCCCAAGGGUAAGGAAUAUUGCAAAGUACUAUUCCCAUAUGAAGCACAGAACGAAGAUGAGCUGACAAUAAGAGAAGGAGAGAUCGUAAUUAUUAUUAAUAAGGAAUGUGCAGAUGCUGGAUGGUGGGAAGGUGAAAUCAAUGGUAAACGGGGAGUUUUUCCAGAUAACUUUGUUAAACUUCUGCCACCUGAUUUUGAAAAAGAGCGACCUAAGAAGCCUCCACCUCCUUCGGCUCCAGCUGUCAAACCAUUAUCAGGAUCCAAAUUUGAGGGUUCGCUAGUGGACAAAAAGAAUGAAGCAAAAAGGAUGCCUCCAGAAAGACCGGACUCUCUGCCAACUAGGAUGGAGGACAAAGAAGAAAAGUCAGAAAGAGAUCAGAAAUCUAUAGAACUGUCUAAGCCCUCAGUACCUGCAAUACCACCGAAGAAACCUUUGCCUCCCAAGACCAAUUCUUUGAACAGACCAAAUACAUUGCCACCUAAAAGGCCAGAGAGACCAGCAGCACCCACAGCUCAUGCCAGGUCUGACAGCGAUCCAAAGUCUGAAUCAGGAGUUCCUGUUGUGUUUCUCAGCACAUCGGAGAGAGAGACCUUGGAAAAGACCAAUGACAUUGAUGUAGCAAGUUUUGAUAGUGUAGUCUCUUCCACCGAGAAACUCAACCAUCCCACAACCUCCAGACCCAAAGCCAGUGGAAGGCGACCUCCAUCUCAAGUCUUUACAUCUCCAUCGCUUUCUAGUCCUGAUUACUUGGACUCCCCAAUUUCACAGGAAGAGGAUAGAGAGGAACACGAGAGAAUAGAACUUGAUUCCAAUACAGCAAAAGUAAAGGAAAUUGUCAAGAAAGCUCCAAGACCUAUCCCAGUGUUACCAGUAUCUGAUAAAACAUUGCCACCAAAACCAGGAGUUCCAAAUUUGCCAUCUGGAAGCAAUGCACAUGCCAUCCACGCAUUCCAUCAUGGUAUCACUUCUGCAGCUGGGCAGAGACCAAACUCACCAUCUCAGUACAAUACUGAUCUCAAGCCAAAGAGUGACAAAACUCAGGAUCCAAUUGAGGAACUGAGAGCACAAAUGAAGGAAUUGAGGAGUUUCAUUGAAAUGAUGAAAUCUCAGCACAAAAAAGAGAUCACACAGUUGAUGAAUGAGUUGGAUGAAGAAAAGAAGAUCCGUAUAUCAUUGCAACUGGAAGUGGAUGGAAUUAAGAAAACACUUCAAUCAAAGUGACAGUUCCCUGGAUUGAAAAUGCUGCAGCAACACUUCUGAUCACUCCAGGACUUAAUGCAGCCAAAUUUAGUUUUGUGCCAAAUUCAUUUUGUAAACAUUAGCCCCCUGCAUCUUUUCUAAACAGGUUUUCAAGUUUUGUAAUGCAAAAUAGUCUCGGUCACAUAACAGCAGAGUGAUUUACUGUCCCUGUACUAAAUGCACUGAUGUCCAAAUGGCUAAAGCUGGAGGCUUAAUGCAUAUAUUUUUGUGUAUGUAUAUAAAAUAUAUACACAUUUACAAUGAAGUAAUUCAGUAUGUCAGACACAAAGCCCACACUGGUACUAUUGAUAUUUUGCAAUAAAGAAAAUGUAAUGUUUGGGUGCCAGUUUAUAUAUGCCUGACAUUGAUGUUGUCCACUUAUUUUUCUGCAUUGACAUGUAUGUUCAUUUUCUCGUGAUACUACAUCACACACCUACGUUAAACAUUGUCUUCAUCUGUUGUCAAAUGUCCUUUUCUGGGUGCUUUGUAUCUUGAAAUUAUCCCUCAAAGUACAGCAAUGGGUGUAGUGAGAACAACAUUCUUAACCAAAUUAACCAGAGAAUGUACAAAUUAAAAUUGGUGCCUGAGCAAAUUCCCUAUUAAAUGUUGCCAGCUCAAUGUGCCCAUUAGUAAUGUACUUGAGGGAAUUAUUUCAAACAGAUUAGAACUGCAUUUCAGAUUGAUUUAUUAAAUACAUAAUUGCUAUUUUCAAA